AUGGGUGGCUCUCAGCAACAGUCUCCCGUAUUGCUCGCGCGCAUUGCAGAGAAAAAAGCCGAACUAGCGAACCUGAAAGACCUGCAAGCACUAAGUGGAGGACUCGCAGACCAAAUGCAGAUGCUCGCUGAUAAGCUGUCGACUUUAUCAAAUGGAACAGAAGGUAUGUAA
Molecule: messenger RNA, 171 nt
Organism: Alternaria arborescens
Lineage: Eukaryota; Fungi; Ascomycota; Dothideomycetes; Pleosporales; Pleosporaceae
Exons: 1
Coding region: 1-171 (56 amino acids)
Biological process (GO): mitotic cell cycle; attachment of spindle microtubules to kinetochore
Cellular component (GO): mitotic spindle; DASH complex; mitotic spindle pole body
Source: RefSeq, a predicted model, not a curated record